AGUGUGUAGGAUUUAAUAAUUGCAUAACGUGACGACGUGGGCAUCUUGUCCAACUUGUGGUUGCGAUUUACGGAUCAUUCAUCACCUCAGUGCCCGACUGUUGUAAAAAGAUGGAGUAGACAUAACUAACAACCUGACCAUUCCGUAAGUUUCAGCAACUUCCAAGGGCCAUUUCGAAAUUUCGGUAACAUUCCUUCUAAAAUGUCCUCCUUCUUGCAUAACAACCGAAACUCCGGACAAUUACAGUCUUUCGGUCUAAAUUCUUAAAAAAAAAACUUUAAAAACAUUUUAAAAAAAGAAAAAUAAGAUAUUCCCCGGAGAUUGGCCAAAAACAAGAAUCUAAUCUUUAGAAUUAGAAUUGGAAAGAAAUUCCGGGAUUUGAGCAUUUCGAGGCGGAAAAAGAAUUACUUCACUGGUACGUAAAUUGUACAUUACAUUCCAAAAGAGAGCAAAAAAGCAAAGUGCGAUACACUAAGGAGAGGAAUUUUUUUUGAAACGGAAUUGAAUUGUUUGAUUUGGAAGCUUUAAGAGAGAAAAAUAUCGAGUAGGGAUUAGGGUUUUCGAAGAUUCGAAUCGACAGAGGGAGAGAGAGGAGUGUUAGGGUUUUGGGGGUGAGGAUGACUGAGGUGAGAUUACAUAUAUACGAUGUGACGAACAGUGGAUCGGAUAAAACGAACAGCACGAUUGUUCAAAUCAACAAGAUUUUUAAGGAUGGAAUCGGCCUCGGCGGCAUCUUCCACAGCGCCGUUCAGGUAUAUGGAGAUGAAGAAUGGUCUUUUGGUUUCUGUGAACAAGGGUCUGGGGUUUUUUGUUGUCCUUCUGGCAAAAAUCCAAUGUAUACAUAUCGUGAGUCUGUAGUCCUUGGAAGAACUAACUUUUCAAUAUUCAAGGUAAACCAGAUCUUGCAGGAACUUAGUAGAGAGUGGCCUGGAAGUUCCUACGUCUUGUUAUCCAAAAAUUGUAACCACUUCUGUGAUGACUUCUGCGAAAGGCUUGGUGUCCAAAAGCUUCCAGGUUGGGUUAAUCGUUUUGCCAAUGCUGGUGAUGCUGCUAUAGAAAUAGCAGAAAACACUGCCUUACGGUUGAGACAAACCAAGACUGAGAUAGUAUCAGCCAGCAAAGUGGCGUAUCGUUUCCUUGUGGGUGUUACUUCUAGUUCUAGUGGUGGUAAUGAUUCCUCUGGCAAUUCAAACAGAGGAAGCCCCAGAUUUCAAGCAGCCUGGUUUAAAAGCCUCAUCAGUACUGGUGCCAAACCAUCUAGCAGUUCUGAAAUUGAGACUCAGGAUGACAGCGUUCUUCAGCAGCAUUGGCAACAGAAUUCUACAGAGACAAUGCGACAGAGUUCACAAGAUUUGGAGAGACCAUUGAGACAAAAUGCACUCAAUUCGGAACAUCCACUGCGAUGGAAUUCAUGGCAUGAUAUGUGACGGAAAUAAUAUCUGGACGCAUCUUUUGUUCUGUACUAGUUGAAAUUAUGCAUAGCCAAUCAAGAAGUUAUUCAUUGUGUAUCAAUGUAAAUGUUCUUCUGUUGCCCCAACAGAAAUUAAUCAUGCCCAUGGACUGAAGUACAUUGAAUAGACUGAAUCGAAUAGUGUUUCUCCCAAUCCUUAUCUGAAAACUCUCAUGCAGUGCUUGGGGCAGUGUUCAUUCGCACCAGAGAUAGCCAAUGUAUAGGUAACAUUGAAACUUUUUCUAUGUUACAAGCCUUUUAUAAAGUGAUUCUGAUUGCACAUUACUUUUAUAUCUUCUGCAACCAUUGGUUGGAUGAAACCCAACUGCUAUCCACAAGUUAGACUUAGCAAUAAAUAAUAAGAUUUUUUUUUUUGGCACAUUAACGACAAAUAAGGUUCUACUUCGAGUAGUGUUAGUCAAUUUGUUUAAGGUGAUAAAUUUGGUUUAGGAGGAGUUUGAUAGGAAUUGUAAAGCAUUUAUGAUAUAACUAGUUAAAAACGAUAUAAGUUUCUCCACAUCCUGGAAGUUGUACAUUUAUGGCAUUAGACGCUCUUCGACUACAG
Durio zibethinus is the source of this 2015-nucleotide messenger RNA. RefSeq lists its product as uncharacterized. Lineage: Eukaryota; Viridiplantae; Streptophyta; Magnoliopsida; Malvales; Malvaceae. Gene Ontology annotation, molecular function: deubiquitinase activity. The record is from RefSeq and is a predicted model, not a curated record. Gene Ontology annotation, biological process: protein deubiquitination.